GGCAUGACGCCACUGUCCUGUCCUAACACACGCUUAUUAGAAAUUUCCGAGUCAUUGUUUUCAGAACUCAAAAAUCCCACAGACAAAGAGAGAAAUACAAGCCAGAUACUGCUAAAUCUCUCUCUUAUUUUCUCUGCGUGGUUUUUGUUUAUGAACGUUUAAUCAACAGCCUUAGUCUGCAUGCUUUUAUUACUAUAAAUAAAUAAUUGAGUAUUGGAAGAUUGUAAAGAGUAUUAAAUUUAUGGGUCACCACCAUAACACCAGCGAUGGCGUUUCACAGCGAGUUAACAGCCCGCGUUUCUCGGGUCCAAUGACUCGCCGAGCUCACUCAUUCAAGCGCAACAAUGGCAACUCCCAGACCACCACCAGUAACAACACUGUUGGUUCUUGUAACGGCAAUAACUUGAGCGUGCAUCAUGAGAUUGAUCUACCAUUAAACUCACCCAGAUCAGAGGUUGGAGCUGUGGGUUCGGUUUCAAUCGAGGGGUUGAGCCAAAGAAAAGGUUUGUUGAAGAGGCCAAGUGUUGGAUCUAUGGUUUUGGAUUUUGGGUUGAAAGAGAGGAAGAAGCUUGGGCAUUGGAUGUUCUUGGUUUUUUGUGGGGUUUGUUUAUUUUUAUGUGUUUUUAAGAUUUGUGCUACUGGUUGGUUUGGAUCUACUAUCGAAACCGUGACACCAAAUCAGGGUUUAUCUAAUCCCUCCAACAAUCGACUAAAGCUAAUGGAUCAAGGCUCUCACGAUUAUCGAUUCAGGGAGGGAGGAAGUGACUCUGAUCGAAUCUUAAUGACAGUGACAUCAGACGUAACAGAACAUUCAGGUAUUUGGUCAAAACCAAAUAGUGAGACUUUCACCCAGUGCAUUGACCAUUCAAAGAACAAGAAAAGCACGGACCAUUCAAAGAAUAAAAAAAAGCUAGAUGCAAAGACAAAUGGCUGCAUUCUUGUAAAUGCUAAUGGUGGUUUGAAUCAGAUGAGAUUUGGGAUCUGUGAUAUGGUUGCUGUUGCUAAGGUUAUGAAGGCAACACUUGUCCUUCCUUCACUUGAUCACACCUCAUAUUGGGCAGAUGAAAGUGGCUUUAAAGAUCUGUUUGACUGGCAGCACUUCAUCAAGACCUUGAAGGAUGAUGUCCACGUAGUUGAGACGAUACCACCCGAGUAUGCUGGAAUUGAACCUUUUAGCAAAACACCAAUAUCUUGGUCUAAGGUUAGCUAUUAUAAGGCAGAGGUCCUCCCAAUUUUGAAGCAGCAUAAAGUAAUCUAUUUUACUCACACAGAUUCUCGUCUUGCCAAUAAUGAUAUCCCAAGUUCCAUACAAAAGCUGAGGUGCCGAGUAAAUUAUAGGGCACUAAAAUAUUCGGCUCCAAUUGAAGAACUUGGAAACACGUUGAUUUCUAGAAUGCGCCAGAAUGACAGCCCUUAUCUUGCUCUGCAUUUGAGGCAUGAGAAGGAUAUGCUUGCAUUUACUGGCUGCAGUCAUAGCUUGACAGCAGAAGAAGAUGAUGAGCUACGUAGGAUGCGUUAUGAAGUCAGCCAUUGGAAGGAGAAAGAGAUUAAUGGAACAGAGAGAAGAUUGCUUGGUGGCUGUCCACUGACCCCUAGGGAGACUUCCCUCUUGCUCAGAGCAUUGGGUUUCCCACCAAGUACUCCGAUUUACUUGGUCGCUGGUGAAGCUUAUGGAAAUGGAAGUAUGGAUUCUCUUAAGGAGGAUUUUCCUAACAUCUUCUCUCAUUCCUCCCUCUCCACAGAUGAGGAGUUGCAUCCUUUCAAGAAUCAUAAGAACAUGUUGGCUGGUUUAGACUAUGUUGUUGCCCUUCAGAGUGAUGUAUUUGUUUAUACUUAUGAUGGAAAUAUGGCAAAGGCAGUUCAAGGACAUAGGCGAUUUGAGAACUUCAAGAAGACUAUCAGUCCAGACAGGAUGAAUUUUGUAAAACUUGUGGAUGAAUAUGAUGAGGGAAAUAUUUCUUGGAAGAAAUUCAGUUCCAAAGUGAAAAAGCUUCAUAAAGAUCGAGCCGGAGCUCCGUAUCUUAGAGAGCCUGGAGAAUUUCCAAAACUGGAGGAGAGUUUUUAUGCAAAUCCUCUUCCAGGAUGCAUCUGUGAAAGAAAAGAAGAAAUUUAGAAAGCUAAAACACAGCUUCUGCAAUUUUGUCUUAAAUCUUAAUGCUACAAAGUAAAAGCUCAGCUAAAAAGGAGGGUGUGCUGGCAUUGUUUCAGACAUACCAUUCCGGAAGGAUGGAAUCGUGUAAAUACCGUUCAAAAUCAUGACUCAACUCAUUGGUUGAAAAAUGCCUGCUUGAGGGUGAAAUUCCCUGGGUAGCAUGUAAACUAACACCUUAAUUCAUCAUCAAUGGCCACAGCAGAUAGGUCAGGCAUACUGUUCUCAAGAGAUACAGGUGAAAGAUAAAUAUUCAUUUGGUGGAGUGGAUAUCCUUUUUUGUCCACGGAACUAUCCUUCAGAAAGAAAAUUUUGUUUAUUUUUUUGUCUAUUUUCCUUCUAUUUUCAUAAAAAGAUUUUCUUUUAUUUUCUUUUUCUAAAAGAAUUGGUUUAGGUUGUGUCAAUGAGUUGGCUUUUUCCCAUGCCAAAGUUAGAGUUUGAAUAACUGAUGGAAAUAUCAGAAUUUGAUACUCAUUGAAUUGUAUUACAUCUGGACGUUAAUAAUACAAAAACAUGGUUUCAAUUAGUUUUGAAUUCAACAUAGUGAAUAAAUACCAAUGAUGGAUGGAUAUGCAGAAUGCACAUGUUUAUAUUUAUUUAUUGUACAGAACAAAGCAUGACCUUUUAAUUGGUGAAUAUUGGCAGCUCUUGCCCUCAAGGAUAUUCCCAUCAUGUCAAUUUCACUUCCCAAUUUGUAUGUCAAGUAACAAAUGCACAAUAGUCAUUUAAAUCUAUAUGGAAGUCAGUCAACCAAUGUGGCUAACUCCUGUUGGUGCCUCAUGGAAGCCUCAAAUAGCAACUAUCACUCAUUUUCAUAAAUAAUACUUACUUUAAAUGGGAUAAACCUUCUCUUGAUUACUGAUUAAUGAAAAUAACACCAAUGGACAAG
Messenger RNA from Durio zibethinus, 3038 nucleotides. RefSeq names its product O-fucosyltransferase 35-like. The record is from RefSeq and is a predicted model, not a curated record. Lineage: Eukaryota; Viridiplantae; Streptophyta; Magnoliopsida; Malvales; Malvaceae. Gene Ontology annotation, cellular component: Golgi apparatus; cytoplasm; chloroplast.